Messenger RNA from Penicillium daleae, 1842 nucleotides. RefSeq lists its product as uncharacterized. The record is from RefSeq and is a predicted model, not a curated record. Gene Ontology annotation, biological process: regulation of DNA-templated transcription; DNA-templated transcription. The transcript is spliced from 3 exons. Bases 1 to 1842 code for a protein of 613 amino acids. Gene Ontology annotation, molecular function: DNA-binding transcription factor activity, RNA polymerase II-specific; DNA binding; zinc ion binding. NCBI's taxonomy places the organism in Eukaryota, Fungi, Ascomycota, Eurotiomycetes, Eurotiales, Aspergillaceae.
AUGAACGCCAGCGGUAUCCCAGUACUGCGGGCUAGCAAAGCUACACGCUCCUCCUUGGCUUGCGUGCCAUGUCGCUCACGGCACUUGAAAUGCGAUGGGAGCCGACCGGGCUGUAGCCGCUGCUGCGAGGCUGCUCAGGAAUGCCACUAUGCGCCAUCACGUCGAGGCGGGUUGGAUCGUGCGGCUCUCGUAGAGCGACGCAAACAACGCCAUGCGGCUGCGCAAUCUGGAGAGAUCCACAUACCCGAUACACAAUUUCUGACGGGAGCGUGCCAGGAGCCUCUUUGCACGGAUCAAGUUGUGGACAUUCCCAGCCAACGCGCCUGUGUUUCAAGCACUGAAAUCUCAAUUAGUUCUGGCAGCGAGGCGUCGUCUGCAUUGCCGACCGGGACUGUGCAAGUCCAUGUUGACAAUAUCCAGUCUGAUCGCCUUGUGAAUUCGUAUUAUCAGAACUUUCAUAUAUUCCACCCAUUUCUCCUGCCACAGAAACAUCUCGUGAGGCUUCAUCAAGACCCAAGCAGACAGCUUCAGCUAAAACCGCUCAUUGCCUUUAUGCGAUUCAUUGGGGAGAUCUACGCUUCUGGGAAUUUCUCGACCACACUAGAGCAUUACGCGGAAGCAUGCCUCUCACAAGCACGACCACUCGAUCCAAUCUUAGUGCAGUGCCAGAUGUUAUACUCCAUAGCUCUUUAUUGGAGCGACCGCAAGGCUGAGGCCUUGUACCAAAUUGACAAUGCCAUUCGUCUCGCGAUUGAUCUGCAGAUGUAUCAAAAGGAGUUCCCAUUGAUGAAUGGAGGAGCCGAUAGUAUCUUAAGGGAAUGUUGGCGGCGGACUUGGUGGAUGCUAUACAUUGUAGAUACUUACUACUCUGGGACGCUUGGAUCGAUGCGGGCUGAUCUCGCGGAUAUUAAGGCCACCGUGGAGUUGCCAUGCGAAGAAUUGGAAUUUGAAUCAGGGAUUAUCCCCAAACCUCAAACCCUGCAGGACUUUGAUAAUCGUGAAUUUAUGACUGGCAAGGUUUUGUUCUCAUCCUUUGCGUACCUCGUGGGCGCCGUAAGAUGCGCCGCCUUAUCUAUAGCAUCGUCAGAGCGCAGUGCGACAAAGCCAGAUUCGAUGCAUGUGUUACAGAGGAUCGACUCUAUUCUAAACGCAUGGAUGCUCCUUUUACCAAAGGAGAAAAAGCAAGUCGUGGCUAAAAAUGGUGAUCUCGAUGAGCUUAUGUUUCAAGCUCACCUUCUCAUUCACGUGGCGAUCAUUAGCCUGCACCGGCCCUUCUCAGAACUGAAAUCCAAUCCUGUCGAAAGUAUCUCGAGCUGUGCUCGGGAUGCAGCUCCCGAGCGUCCAACUCCAGACCUCGUUAAUAUACACACGUUGCGAGUUCUUCGCUCUGCUGAGGAGCAGAUUCAGCUCUUAUCGUUACCAGUUCCGAAAUUCCAACACACUCCGUUUGUCACUUGCAUGAUCACCCAGGGAACGCUUGCACUACUCUCAGCCUGCAAGUUUCUAUUCAAGGGAAUGGAUUUGACAAUUGCAAGAAACCAGGUCAGGACGACUAUUGGCUGUCUUAAUUCACUGGCCGAGAUAUGGCCCAGAGCGGCCAGAAUCGUCAGGGAGAUUCAGACUAUUGCGCGUCACGUACUAGGCCUUGUCCCUGGAACCAGCGAGGGUCAGUUGUGUGCCCGUGGCGAAGGUCCCAGAAGCCCCCGAUUACAGCCAUCGGACAUUGAUGCAGCUCUUACAGAUUCCUUCGCCGAUCUCUGUGGUUGGUACAACAUCGCUGAUAUAGACUUGAGUGGGGUUGGAGAACAAGCAAUGCGCAAUGACAUGAUUUUAUUCGAAUAA